UGUUGUUAACUAAAAUCAUUGGUAAACAAAAUUUAGUAUAAUUGUUCAAUUUUUAUUUAUACAACUCAAUUUCAUAAAAACAGAUAUGAAACUAGUCUAUUCCGAAGUUCUAAUAGAUGCGUGUGCACUCCUUGACCAAAUUCAUAUAUAAAUAUCACCAAAGGAUCAAUCAACUCAUCCAAACAUCCAUAUCUGACUCAUUGAUUCUUCCUAUCCUCUCUCUCUCUCUCUCCCUCUUCAAGAUCUCUCUCAAUCAUUAAUCCACAAAACUCCAUUUCUAAAUCCACCACCAUCAUCAUCAUGUACUCGUCAAACCCAACUGAUUAUCAGAAAUACACAGCGUCACCACAACAAUCAGCCCCACCGCCAUACAGCCAUCCAGCGAAUGGCAUCCCAGUUAGCUCCACCAACCAAUUCUACCAUGAGAUGCCCCACCACCAACCACCCUCAGCGCCAUCGCUGUACGGCCAACCCCAAAGUGGAGUCCCAGUUAGCUCGGGCAACCAAUACUACCCUGAAAAGCCCCAACCAGCAAUCCAGGCUCUGCCUAAAUCACAAGUACCAUGGUCCACUGGCCUUUGCGACUGCUUCGACGAUGUCCCUAACUGUUGCAUAACUUGCUGGUGUCCUUGCAUCACUUUCGAACGGAUUGCUGAGAUUGUAGACAAAGGAUCAACAUCAUGUGGGGCAAGUGGGGCUCCAUACACAUUAAUAUCAAUUGUGGUGGGGUGUCCAUGCUUCUACUCUUGCUUCUAUCGUUCAAAGAUGAGGCAACAAUACUUAUUGCAUGAAAGCCCUUGUGGUGAUUGCUUGGUUCAUUGCUGUUGCGAGUCCUGCGCCUUGUGUCAAGAGUACCGCGAGCUCAAAAACCGUCGUUUCGACAUGGCCAUAGGAUGGCAUGGCAAUGUGGAGAAACAGAAUCGUGAAAUGGGUGUGGCACCAGUGGUUGAAGGAGGAAUGAGCAGAUGAAGAGCUAUGCUACAAGUAUAGAAAUUAUUCAUAGAAUGAGUCACAUACAAGAUGCAAGAGGAUGAGAUUUACGG
Camellia sinensis is the source of this 1043-nucleotide messenger RNA. The record is from RefSeq and is a predicted model, not a curated record. Lineage: Eukaryota; Viridiplantae; Streptophyta; Magnoliopsida; Ericales; Theaceae.